AUGCUUGACAAAAUUUUGUAUAAUACUGUGCUCUCUCAGACAUUAUCUCCUUGUGGAAAGUAUUUAGUUGCCGGUAACAUAUACGGGCAAAUUGCUGUAUUUAAUUUGGAACGAAUUCUCAAUCCUGAGCCUCUAUCUUUAGACUAUAACAAACCUAAGCACAUCCAUAACAUCGAAUCUGGUUAUCAAAUAUGUAGCUUAACGAGUACAGAUGCAGCUUUAAUAAUUGGAACUGUCAAUGAAAUAUUAGGAUAUGAUUGGAAAACAGUUACAAGUGCCAAAGUGAGUAAACCUUUGUGGCGCAUAAAAAUAUCUUCAGAGACGUCUAUGGAACAAAUAGAUGUAAAUAGUCUAUGGUUAUCUGAAGAUGAGGCUAAACUGUAUGCGGGUUGUGGUGAUAACAAUAUCUAUGUAUACAAUAUGGAUGAUGGAAGACUGUUAUCAACUUUUAAGGGACAUACAGAUUUUGUACAUUCAGUACACGGAAAAAACCAACAGCUAAUCUCAGCCAGUGAGGAUGGCUCAGUGAUACUAUGGGACACAAGAACACGCACACUUCAGAAUAAACUGACACCUCAUACUAACAGUAAAGUGAACCGGCCAGACAUUGGCAAGUGGGUUGGAUCAGCAGCUUUAAAUGAUGACUGGAUUGUAUGCGGCGGCGGUCCACGUUUGGCUCUCUGGCACCUUCGAUCUUUGGAUGCCGUCACUGUCUUCGAUAUUCCUGACCACGGGAUCCACGUUUCCUUCUUCCACGAUGAUUGCGUCAUCGCCGGAGGUGCUGCCAAGCACUUGUACCAACUGUGUUACUCUGGAGACGUAAAAGUAGAACUGCCGGUGUCCGCUACCACGGUAUACUCAGCUGUGCUGAGGACUACGCCAAAUAAAGUUCUGGCUAUUGCCGGAUCUAGUCCAGAGAUUGAUCUGUGUACUUCCUUUAAUUAUAGAGACCAGAUUUUGCAUUUUCGGUAA
Messenger RNA from Arctia plantaginis, 972 nucleotides. The record is from the annotation of a GenBank genome assembly. Lineage: Eukaryota; Metazoa; Arthropoda; Insecta; Lepidoptera; Erebidae.